AUGGCAGAAGCAAGCGAAUCCGACAGCAAGGCAUUAAUCCUGGGCAUCUCUGGCGUCUCGUCCUCCGGCAAGACCACCUUGGCCCGACUUCUGAGGGACAUAUUCCCUCGAGCCUUCAUCCUCCACGAAGACGAUUUCUACAAGACUGAUGCCGAGAUUCCCGUGAAUGAAGACGGAGUUGCUGACUGGGACUGUCUGGAGUCGAUCGAUAUUCCUGCCUUUGAGAAAGCACUACAAUAUAUCCGCGAAAAUGGCAUGUCGCCACCCGAUUUUACAUCGAAGGAGGAUCGGAAUUCUGUUGGUCAAGUUAAUGUGGAUCGAGUGGCGAUUGAAGACAUGAAGUGGAAGGCUUCAAAGUGGAUGUUCGCAGAUGCGCCACCCAUUGCUAUCAUCGAUGGCUUUCUACUGUACUCCGAAGGGAUGAAGAGCGUGCGAGUUCUGUUCGACAUCAAGCUCUUCUUGCGGACUGACUACCAGACUGCCAAAUCACGCCGUGAGGCGAGAUCAGGUUAUGUGACACUGGAAGGAUUCUGGGAGGAUCCACCAGGCUAUGUCGACAAUGUGGUCUGGCCGAAUUAUGUUAAGGACCACGCCUUCUUGUUCAAGGACGGCGAUGUCGAGGGCGGAGUUAAUGAAAGCGCGUUGGAUCAGCUGAAGAUCCGCGCAAUGCCACAAGAUGCGCAAGGCGAUAUGACAGCUUGUCUGCAGUGGGCGUAUGAGGUGCUCGACGAAGCUUUGGAGCACUUCACAGAGUCUAGAAGGCCAUCAUGA
Messenger RNA from Fulvia fulva, 771 nucleotides. RefSeq names its product Nicotinamide riboside kinase. NCBI's taxonomy places the organism in Eukaryota, Fungi, Ascomycota, Dothideomycetes, Mycosphaerellales, Mycosphaerellaceae. The record is from RefSeq and is a predicted model, not a curated record. Gene Ontology annotation, cellular component: cytoplasm. The transcript has a single exon. Bases 1 to 771 code for a protein of 256 amino acids.